AUGAACAAUCGUGAUGAGUACUUCAAGCGCCCCACAAAGUUAGCACUGUUUGAAGAUGUCCCGACCAACCCUGGUCACCGCAUUUUGGCCCCUCUCGACGAAGCUCGACCAGAGCAAGGAACUUGGGUUGGAGUACUGACUGACGGUCGUGUUGCAGUGCUACUCAACUACCGAGAGGGUGAUACCCGUAAUUUACAAGGAAAGAUGCUGCGGGGUGUGCUCCCGAUUGACUACCUUAGUGCGGGCUUAUCCGACACAGACUGGCAACAGCAGUUACAAAAUCGACACGCUCUUAAUGGUUCGAAAAUUGACUUGGAAGAUAUUGGUGGUUUUACUUUCGUUCAUGGAAAAAUUUCCCUUGAUCCCACUACCAAGCAAGUGAAGCCUCUCUCAGUACUCACCAAUCGUGGGGAACUGGGUCAAAUUUUGAAGGGGGAUCUGUCUGACCCUCACUUUGAAAUUUCCCACAAGAAAACUUUUGGUAUCAGCAAUUCGUUGUACUAUGAACCAUGGAGGAAGGUUGAAAUUGGCGAGGUGCUUGUUGACAAGCUUAUUGACACAGCAGUGAAAAACGAGUACGAUGAAAAGGCUCUAGUUGAUGGGUGUAUUGAUGUAUUGAGUACCAACACCUACGAUUCCGAUAUUCAAAAAUAUGGAGGCUGGUUUGCGAAAGUGCAAGAACUUCAAAAUCUGGUGUUCAUUCCGCCACUCGAUACUCAGGCUGAAGAACAUACCUUUGUUCUGGGAAAGUAUUAUGGUACACGUACGCAAACUGUUAUAUUGAUUGACCGAGGUGGCAAUUUGCAUUACUAUGAAAAAGAUUUGCAUAGUUCAGAUGAUCUCGAAAAGCCUCCUGUGAUGAGACACUACACUUUCAAGAUCAAUCUCGACGAAAACUGA
Molecule: messenger RNA, 900 nt
Organism: Diutina rugosa
Lineage: Eukaryota; Fungi; Ascomycota; Pichiomycetes; Serinales; Debaryomycetaceae
Exons: 1
Coding region: 1-900 (299 amino acids)
Biological process (GO): protein secretion; Golgi organization
Cellular component (GO): Golgi apparatus
Source: RefSeq, a predicted model, not a curated record